AUGGAAACCAAAGAUUAUAAGGACGAUAAGGCUGAAGACAAACGUCAUAUCAGAGCUUUCAGUGAAGCUAAAAGUUAUGCAGGACACGAAAAGGCAAGUGCUAAGGACGACGACGAAAGCAGCGCGGAAAUACCGGAAAGCGAUCUAGUCGAUAAGGUCAUCACAUACUUUUUCGAAAACGAUGAUUUUGCACAUUCUUUCGAGACUUUUGCCGAACGCCAUUGUCAUGUUUUUGAUCUGAACAGCGAUGAAAUGAAACUUGAGUACACGGAUAUCUAUAACAAAUUUCUCGCUCUUUUUGAAACAAAACUUGAAGCGUAUAUCCAAUCUCAGGGAGCAACUGUGCAUGAGUUUUACAAUCUUGUGCGCCAUGCUUACAAGGUCGAUCGUGAAUCCGGAACUGUAUUGUGCUCUGAGAUUCUCGUUGCCACUGCCGACUUUGACGUGUUUGUGCAAAUGAUGCGUCAAACCAAAGAGACUUCACUGCUCCGCAAGAGAUAG
Molecule: messenger RNA, 501 nt
Organism: Plasmopara halstedii
Lineage: Eukaryota; Oomycota; Peronosporomycetes; Peronosporales; Peronosporaceae
Exons: 3
Coding region: 1-501 (166 amino acids)
Cellular component (GO): ciliary base; axoneme
Source: RefSeq, a predicted model, not a curated record